UAUUGAGUUUUGAAAAUUAAUUUUUCUUUUAAUUAUGUAAGAAAACCGGAAGGGUUGUCAUGGAGAAGGUAAGAAAGUAUUAUAGCCACUUCUAGUUGGAUUUCGGGAACUAAUGUCUUUUUUUUAAAUACUUCCUCAUUAAUACUAUCUUUUCCUAAUAAUUUAAUAUUAACGAAAUUAAUGUGAUUAUGUAAUGACUUAAUUUUUUAAAGAGUUACCAUUAAAAUACAUGGUACGUAUAUACAUACUAAGGUUGUUUUAAUUUGAAAAAAAUAUCUACGUUAUUUAUUAUAAUGGUAAGAUGAAAGAACGAGACACAGCCUCCGUCAUGACUAUCUCCCUUGGCUCGGAUUAGCUUCUGUAAAAGAAACAAUUAAAAUUACACUUUAAUUAAUAAAUUUUAAGUUUAUUUUCGUAAUGAUAGUUUUUCAGUUAUAAGUCCUGUAAAUAUCUAUUAAUAAAGCCUGAACAUAAAAAUAAAAAACCCGCUAUAGAGGCGUACACAUUCUUUUUUUUAUUGUAACGCUUAGUAUAUAAAUGCGACAAUACAUUACAAUAGUUUAUUACUUUAAGUGUUUUAUUUUAAAGGUUAUAUUGAUGACAUAAUAAUUUAUUAAAUACCAUGCAACCUUGGUUGUUUUACUAUUUUUAACGUAGAUUCAUUGGUUUACUCCAAUAGAACGAAGUUUUUUUUUUAUUUUUCUGGUCGCGAUUUAAAUAAUAAAUCUAUGCUUUAAAAAAAGUGCUUUAUGAGUUAUACAAGGCAAUUUAUAGUAUGGCAACAAACCCUAUGUCGUUUGUGGCAACUUUGCUCUCUCAAAUGUCAAAUCUAUUUUUUCUGGGAAAUCGUGGUCGUGCUUUGUAUAGUAAAGUUAAAGAUUUAAGGACUUCAUUUAGAUUUUUACAUACACACAAGAUGGCAGAGAAACCCGUUGACUACACAAAUACAAAUGGGACUGGGAGUAAGACUCCUUUCUUGAUCGGAGUCGCCGGAGGAACAGCGAGUGGAAAGUCAACAGUAUGUCAGAGGAUUAUGGAAAAAUUGGGACAGCAACAGAAAGAGCACAACGAGAGGCGCGUGGUGUGCAUCAGCCAGGACUCGUUCUACCGCACGCUGACGGCAGCCGAGAGGCUGCGUGCUGAACGCGGACAGUUCAACUUUGACCACCCUGAUGCUUUCGAUGACAGGCGGUUGUUGGGCGUCCUUAAAGACAUUCUGGCAGGCAAGAAAGUUGAAGUGCCGGAGUACGAUUACAUUAAUAAUACUAUUAACCCGCACCGGUCUCAUACCAUCUACCCAGCAGAUGUGGUGCUGAUCGAAGGCAUUCUGGUGUUCUACUUCCCUGAAGUGCGCGAGUUGUUUCACAUGAAACUAUUUGUCGAUACAGACUCUGACACGAGACUGGCAAGGCGAGUUCCCCGCGAUAUAAUGGAGCGGGGUAGAGAUUUGGAGCAGGUGCUUAAUCAAUACAUGAACUUCGUAAAGCCAGCUUUCGAAGAGUUUUGUCUGCCGGUAAGUACUGUUCUUUUAUCAUUUGACUAGAUAAGUGCUGCUAUUCUUCAUUGUUGUUAAUUCAUGUAUUUGUUUAAAUUAUCUUAUAAAAAAAACAUAAAGUUAAAGUUCCAAAUGUAAAUCAACAAAUUAAAAGUCGAAUUGACUUUAAGAUUUUUUCAUUAGAAGUUGUCAAAAAAUAAUUUUAAUGGGCUAUUUUAUUUAAGGAGUUUGAUACAAACGUUCAAACCUCAUUUAAUUUUCAUACCAAAUGUUUUCUUUUUUUUUCAUGAUGAAUAUGUUCAAAUUUGUUGUUGAUCAGCAGUCUGCUUACAUUUUCAUUAUUAUAAGCUCAGCAUUUUUGUAUGCUCUUUUCUGUACAAAUAAUUCUUUAAAGGUAUUUGCUCACCCUGUUGCUUAUUUUACUUAAAUAUUGAUUGAAAUUUGUCAUUGUCAUUUUGUUUGUAGACGAAAAAAUUUGCCGAUGUUAUCAUCCCUCGCGGCGCCGAUAAUUUCGUGGCUAUUGACUUGAUCGUACACCACAUUUGGGAUAUAAUGUAUAAGAAGAAACCGGCGGCAGCUAGGCAGGUGAACGGGACUUGCAACGGGACACAUCAUGAAGUGGACGAGGGAGGUCGACGGAUGUCCGGUAGCUCUGAGGAUACACUCAGCCGAUAGUAGUUCUAACUUGGCUGGUGCACUGCAUAGACGGUCUUUACUAUUUCUCUGAAAACUGACUUUUAAAACGUUCAAAUAAUAUUGUUAAAUAGUUUCUUUGCGAAUAGGUUAUUUGACUGUUG
Molecule: messenger RNA, 2292 nt
Organism: Diatraea saccharalis (sugarcane borer)
Lineage: Eukaryota; Metazoa; Arthropoda; Insecta; Lepidoptera; Crambidae
Source: the annotation of a GenBank genome assembly